Bactrocera latifrons is the source of this 6261-nucleotide messenger RNA. It is a transcript of the gene Dora, whose product is annotated as zinc finger SWIM domain-containing protein 8. Gene Ontology annotation, cellular component: Cul2-RING ubiquitin ligase complex. Lineage: Eukaryota; Metazoa; Arthropoda; Insecta; Diptera; Tephritidae. Gene Ontology annotation, molecular function: zinc ion binding. The annotation marks the transcript as partial. The record is from RefSeq and is a predicted model, not a curated record. The transcript has 10 exons.
AAAUCCAGCAUCCUGGCGAACCGCAACGCUAACAACGGAAACGGUGGUGGUAGCGGUGGCGGCGGUAAUAACGCUGCUGCUGGCGCCGCUGGUGGUGGUGGUGGUGGUAAUGCAGCAGAGGGAUCUCGACGUAACGGUGCUGCUGCAGCGGCCAACGUUGCGGGGGGUGCUGGUGAGCAAGGCGCCGCAGCAGGUGCCGGAGCAGCUGAGUGGAAUCCAGAAGAAAUCGACCGUUUUAGCUUCGACGACUCUGAUCGUUUUGAAGAAGAUUCACUCUGCAGUUGGAGCUCCGAACCAGAGUCACUAUGUAAUAACUGGCGCGGUUGGAAGAAACCCUCAAGUUUCGGUUUGACCAACCCAAUAACGGCCAGCGCUAGUUCAACGCCUGCCAGCAUUGUAGCGCGUAAAGGUGACACUGAUGGUGAUGUUUCUUCACUUACAGAACUUGCUGCACGCUGCGUCGCUUCAUAUAUCCCCUUCGAAUUGGUCGAACACGUCUAUCCGCCCGUACCGGAACAAUUGCAGUUGCGCAUUGCUUUUUGGAGUUUCCCCGACAAUGAAGAGGAUAUACGCCUGUACUCGUGCUUGGCUAAUAGCUCAGCGGAUGAAUUUAAUCGCGGCGAUCAGCUGUUCAAGACACGCGCCGUCAAAGACACACUACAAAUUGGUUUUCAUUUAUCCGCCACUGUAGUUGGUCAAACGCCACGUGCCCACUUCAAUGUGGCCGUCACCUUCGAUCGUAGGCGCAUCUCGUCGUGUAAUUGCACUUGCACCUCGCCUGCCUAUUGGUGCUCGCACGUGGUCGCAGUCUGUUUACAUAGAAUUCAUAAUCCCCUAGAAGUAUGUUUACGUGCACCUGUCUCCGAAUCAUUGACGCGCCUACAACGCGAUCAAUUGCAAAAAUUCGCGCAAUAUUUAAUCAGCGAAUUGCCGCAGCAAAUACUACCAACAGCGCAACGUUUGCUCGAUGAGCUGCUCAGCUCACAGCCCACUGCCAUAAAUACAGUGUGCGGUGCGCCUGAUCCGACAGCUGGUGCUUCUGUACACGAUCAGACUAGUUGGUAUUUGGAUGAAAAGACAUUGCAUGCUAAUAUUAAGCGUAUUUUAAUUAAAUUCUGCCUACCGGCACCCAUAGUUUUUAGCGAUGUAAAUUAUUUAACAAACUCCGCCCCACCGGCGGCUGCCGAAUGGAGUUCACUAUUACGUCCGUUACGUGGACGUGAACCCGAGGGCAUGUGGAAUCUAUUAUCAAUCGUACGUGAAAUGUAUAGACGUUGUGAUCGUAAUGCUGUACGCCUGUUGGAGAUCAUCACCGAGGAGUGUAUGGUGUGCGAUCAAAUAUUGAUAUGGUGGUUCCAAACGAAAUUAUCACUGAUGAUGGGCUCGCAUGGGCAUAGCGGUGGCAAACACUCGAACACACAUUCGAAUUCGACAGCCCUCCAGCAUGCAUGUAGCUCGCUGUGCGACGAGAUUGUGGUGUUGUGGCGUUUGGCGGCGCUAAAUCCCGGCUUGGCGCCCGACGAACGCGAUAUGUUGCAUGCACAAUUCACUGCAUGGCACCUGAAGAUACUCGAUCGUGUGGUGAAGUGUCGUAUGAUGCCGUCGUCGUACAGCAAUAAGCACCAACAGAAUUCAAGAUCUGAUGCCGAAAUGUUUGUUGGAUUCAAGCCAGCUAUUGAAGCUUGCUAUCUGGACUGGGAGGAGUAUCCAAUACCGGGCAUUACACACACGCACGAUACCAAUCCCAUAUAUUACAGCCCUUUCACAUGUUUCAAGCACACCGAUUCGAAAAGCGAAACCAAUAAUGGACAACUAAAUGCUACACAAGCGGUAAUGGCUAACAACAAACACUAUAACUACAUCAGUUCAUCUACAGAUCAUGGCGCACGUGGCACGUUCAAGCAACGUCACGAACGUCUCUUUGUUGAACGCUUCUACAUUUCGUCGAGCAAUAAUUCGAGUAACUCCUCAAGCGAUAGCGUACAUGCGCGUCUACAUCAAGGACUUGGCUCAGCUGGAGUGUCCAGUAACGCGGGUGGUGUUAAUCCCGCUGCAACUGAUGGCUCAACCAGCAAUGUUGGUGCAAUGGUCGCUGGCGCCAGCAGCGUCUUAGCCAAUGUGGAAGCUGGACCAAGUGGGAGUGGUCAUGGUGGUGGCGGCGGCGGCGUACCGGGAGGCGGUGUCACCAUCAACAGCAUUAGUGGUCCUUCCGCUAUAGCAGAUUUGCCACGCUUACCGAUGAGUAGUGUUUCCGGCAGUGGUGGCAAUGUUGGUGUCGGCGUCGGCGGUGGUGGCGGUGAUGGCAAUCGUUCCAGCGCUAGUAGUGAAGGUUUUUGCGAGAAUGAAGACUUUGGCGGUGACAGCAGCAGUAAUAAUCUUUGUGCGGAGGGUGGACAAACGCUUGAGCCGACACAUGCAUCCAUCGUGGGAUCCGCAAUGCGUUUGGAGCAAGCGGAGGCACAACGCAACUUUGCCACACUAGGCGCAGACGUACCAGUUAUGGUUGGGCCAAGCGGCGGUUCUUCAUAUCAUAUACAAACAACCACUUCACUUUCAUCCGACACCUCCUCGUCUACAUCAAGUUCGUCCUCGAACUCCUCAUCGUCAUCGAUGUUGAUGGGUGCAGCCGGCAUUGAUACCACACCCGAAAUUACAGCGAAAAGUAAUAGCAAAAAGCUAAUAUCUGUAAGCGAUGUCAGACGUUUAUCGAAAGAUGAAUCAUUUUCCUCAUCUUCUGAUGAGUUCACCACACAAGAUUCGCCAACUGCGGUUAAGUCCACUGAGCUUACGACAGGGGCGAGCACAUCAGCUGCGGCGGCGGCUUCGGCAGCGGCAACAGUUCAAGCUUCGUCUUCAAUGGUGCCGAUACAAACAGCAAACAAACAAACGUCGCCCGCCAGCACAUUCGCUGCUAACGUGCAUGCAGCCGCCGCAGCAGGAACAGCUGGAAAUAAUCCGUCAGCAUCCACCUCGAACACAGCACAACACACAGCCGCAGGUAGCAACGAGAAGCCGCAUAUAUUUUCGAAUGUGCGUCCCACUGAGGAUGCCUGGGAUAUACUUUUGGCGCGUUCGGAAGGUUUACAUGCGCACGGGCACGGGCGCGAAGCAUGCAUACUGGCCGUACGCUUGGCGGAAGAAAUGUUGGCCAAUCCGCCGAACUUGAUGGUGGAACUGCCGCAGAUGCCGAAGCGUAAAGGUAAAAAUAAAAACAUAAACCCCAUUUCACAUCACCUAACUGUGCUGGCGUCGUCCACUUUGUCGAAAUGUGCAUUCCUGUGUACGGUGCUGUCGGAGAACUCCGAACACUUUCACAUCGCAUUCAGAAUUUGUCUAUUUGCAUUGGAAAUGCCACGUCCACCAGCUAGCACAAAACCGCUAGAGGUCAAAUUGGCCAAUCAGGAAGCUGACAUACUCACCUUACUGAAGAAGAUACCACUGAACGAGCCGGAGCUCCAAGUGAUACGUGAACGCGCUGAAUGCUUGCGCAACGGCACUUUUAAAUCACGUGGUGAAGCAUUGCUACCCAUAAAUCUGGCGACAUUCAUAUUCGAUGCGCUAGUUAUGCCCAUGAUAAUUGUCAAAGAACCACGUAAUCCCGCAUUAGACGUAAUGUAUCGUCUGCCAUCAGAUGAAAAUUUAGGUUUCGAAGCCGCUGUGGCCGCCUUGGGACUGAAAGCAAACGUCUCGGAAGCGGAACAUCCGUUGCUAUGCGAAGGCACACGUCGUCAACGUGGCGAACUGGCAUUAGCACUACUCUGCUAUUACAAAGAUGAACCACGUAAAAUCGCCAAGAUCAUGGAGAAACUACUGGAUCGCGAGAUACAUGUGCUGUUGAAAACACCAUUGCUGCCAGCCUACUAUUCGAACAACCCACCCGUACGCACCGCUGCAUCGUCAAUGUCGCGUCGUGAGGAGCACGAGUAUGCCAAUGCCAUCAAUGGUGGCGCACACAAUGCCAAUCUCAACGAUGUGUUCCCGUCGGACUACGGUUCUGUAGGUGGCAAUAGUCGGCCGCAUAGUUCGACCAGCGCCGAACUCGAAGUAGGCAUGAGCGCAUUGAGCGUCUCAUCGUCACAAGGUGGCGGUAGUGGCACGCUAACCAGCGCUACUGGCAACAACCAACCGAUGACCGGGCCGACUGGUCAAACAAACGUCACUGGCGGCGCCACAAGUCGCAGUAAAGAUAGUCGUUAUAAGGGUAAGCGUGCUUACCCCUCCAUACCCAAUCAACCGUCGGAGGCCAGCGCACAUUUCAUGUUCGAGCUGGCAAAGAAUUUGCUGAUCAAAGCAGGUGGCAACUCUUCCACAUCGCUAUUCACACAAGCCACCACCAAUCAAGGCCACCACGGCCCACAUCGUGCACUACAUAUAUGCGCCUUUCAGCUGGGUCUCUAUGCGCUCGGGCUGCACAACUGGGUCAGCCCCAAUUGGCUGUCGCGCACCUAUUCGUCGCAUGUGUCCUGGAUCCUCGGCCAAGCAAUGGAAAUCGGCGCACCCGCCAUCAGUUUUCUCAUCGACACUUGGGAGGGCCAUUUAACGCCACCCGAAGCCGCAGGCAUGGCCGAUCGUGCUUCACGCGGCUGGGACAACAAUAUGGUAUAUCCGGGUGCUGAAUUGGCGCUGUCUGUCUUGCCACAUGCCGCCGCUCUCAAUCCCAACGAAAUUCAACGCGCCAUCCUGCAGUGCAAAGAACAGAGCGAUCACAUGCUCGAACGCGCCUGCAUCACCGUUGAGAACGCCGCCAAGGGUGGCGGUGUCUAUCCCGAAGUGCUAUUCCAAGUGGCACGUUACUGGUACGAGUUGUAUGGUCAUAAUACACCGAACAACGAACAUGAACAGCACGACGAUCAUCUGGAUCAUUCGGCGGUCAGUCUGAGCGCGCUCAUCGAAUCGCAUCAGCAUCAUGAAAUGCAACAACAAAUGCAGGCGCAAGUGCAGGCUCAACAGCAGCCGCAAGGCGGCAUGGUCGGUCCACCACCGGUCAUGCCCGCAGCACCACCGGGCGGCCCCAAUGCACCCGGUCAGCCGGGACAGGUUGUGGUCAGCACAGCGCCGCAACCCUUCCAGCAAGGUGUUGCCACACUGGCGCCCAUAGCCUUGCCACCAUACCCGCCGUAUAGUUUUUGCCAAAAUCUAUACCAUCACAACAUCACCACCUAUCCGGGCAACCAAAUGCAAAUGUACAUUUCAACCGGUCCACCGCCACCGUAUCCCGGUUACCCGCCCACACAAGCGCAACAGCAAAAUGCAUCCAAUAUACAACCGAGCGGUCCUGCGCAGCCGAACUCACCGUAUGUGCAUCCAUCGAGUGCGCCGAGCGGCGGUUUUCCAGCACAAAUGCCACCGCAACAGAUGCCGCCACAGGCAUACCAGGGCAUGCAAUGCGGCGCUGGUGGCGCGCCACCUACCGGCUUCCUGCCACAACUCGGCCAAGGUGGUCAGCCGCAAAUGCCGCCGCAGAAUAUGCAAAAAGUUGCCGCUGCCGCCGCUGCCGCCGCUGUAUACUUUGCGCCACCACCCCAGCAUCCCGCACAAGCAGCGGCAGCCGCCAACGCGGCCAUGGCGCAGCACCAAAUGCGUCAGCAACAGCAACAAGGUGUUUAUCCGCCGUUUGUGCAACAGCCGCCGGUGCAUGCGGCGCCACCACAACCACCUUUGCGUCAACGCCAUCCACAUCAAUUCACUUCAACACAAUUGCGCUAUCUACUUGCCGCCUACAAUGUGGGCAUGUUGGCUAUGGAGACAUUGGCGCGCCGCGUGCACGAUGAUCGUCCGCAAGCGAAGUACGCACGCAAUCCACCUUACGGUGAGGACGUCAAAUGGUUGUUGCGCAUCUCCAAGAAAUUGGGCACCCAAUAUCUGCAUCAGUUCUGCGUCUGCGCCGUAAAUUCGAUUGUUAGCCCCUUCGUGUUGCAUGACGUGGCCAUCGAAUCGGCGCACUAUUUGGGCCGCAACAAUCAUCAAUUGGUAAUGCAGCAUUUGCGCUCGGCGUUAACCCCUCUUGUGCAGAAAUGUCAGCAAAUGUAUAUUCAGUGCAUACACCAGAAGUUGUACCAUUUGACUCUGGCUGAUUAUGAGGAAUUCGCUAGCAUUAUCUUGGCAGCGCGUGCUGCGUUCCAGAUAACACCAGAGGGCAGUGCGCAGUUCAAGGAUUGGCUGCAAUCGAUUAAGAGAUCGAAAUCCUGCAAAAAGGAAUUGUGGACGCAAAUCAAUGCAGCUCUGCAAAGCAAUUCCAAAUGACAAAGACUUGAUUCAUUU